Messenger RNA from Condylura cristata (star-nosed mole), 1127 nucleotides. It is a transcript of the gene SPDYA, whose product is annotated as speedy/RINGO cell cycle regulator family member A. Gene Ontology annotation, cellular component: nucleoplasm. Bases 7 to 864 code for a protein of 285 amino acids. Gene Ontology annotation, biological process: positive regulation of cyclin-dependent protein serine/threonine kinase activity; G1/S transition of mitotic cell cycle; positive regulation of cell population proliferation. Gene Ontology annotation, molecular function: protein kinase binding. The record is from RefSeq and is a predicted model, not a curated record. NCBI's taxonomy places the organism in Eukaryota, Metazoa, Chordata, Mammalia, Eulipotyphla, Talpidae. The transcript is spliced from 5 exons.
ACCAAAAUGAGGCAUAAUCAGCUAUGUUGUGAGACACCUCCUACUGUCACUGUUCACGUAAAAUCAGGGUCCAAUAGAUCACAUCAACCUAAAAAAUCCAUUAAUCUGAAGCGUCCUAUUUUUAAAGAUAGUUGGCCAGCAUCUGAAAAAAAUGCACAUAAUAGCAAGUCUAAACGCCCCAAAGGACCCUGUCUAGUUAUACAGCGUCAGGAAAUGACUGCUUUCUUUAAAUUGUUUGAUGACGAUUUAAUUCAAGAUUUCUUAUGGAUGGACUGCUGCUGUAAAAUUGCAGACAAGUAUCUUUUGGCUAUGACCUUUGUUUAUUUCAAGAGGGCUAAAUUUACUAUAAAUGAACACACCAGGAUAAAUUUCUUUAUUGCUCUGUAUCUGGCUAAUACAGUUGAAGAAGAUGAAGAAGAAUCCAAGUAUGAAAUUUUUCCAUGGGCUUUAGGGAAAAACUGGAGAAAAUUAUUCCCUAAUUUCUUAAAGUUAAGGGACCAACUCUGGGAUAGAAUUGACUAUAGGGCUAUUGUAAGCAGGCGAUGCUGUGAAGAGGUCAUGGCCAUUGCUCCAACCCAUUAUAUAUGGCAACGAGAGCGCUCUGUGCAUCACAGUGGAGCUGUCAGAAACUACAACAGAGAUGAAGUUCAGCUGCCCCGGGGACCUAGUGCCACACCAAUAGAUUGUUCAGUUUGUGGUAAAAAAAGAAGAUAUGUUAGACUGGGACUGUCUUCAUCAUCAUCAUCAUUUGGUGAUAUGGUAGAGGUGGUAGAAAAACAGUCUCAAGAAUCACACAACUCAUUCUCAAUGGACAUAUCAGUUGAUCCUUCUCAAGCUUAUAGCUAUCCACAAGGUAUGAUUUAGUGAUGUUAGAAUGAGAUAUAUGUAAGUUAUUAAUAAAUCCAAGUUAAUUUAUUGACCAGUAGUCCUCACAGGCAGAGGUACAUAAAUUAUAUACAAUGAAUUAAAUUAGCACUGACUUUUCCCAUUUCAUUUGUUUUAUGCACUGGAAUCAUUAUUUUGUUGUGGUAGCUUACCUAAACUACAUUUUAAAUGUGACUUAUGCUAACUUGAAACCCAAUACAUUAUGAGUUGACAACUAUAUUGUUUUAAGUAUUUUAAGAGAC